AUGGGGAAGUCAAAGACGAAGGGAAGGCGUUCUUCCGCAAACGAUAUUGCAAUUUCAGCUGCGGAAAAACCUGCCAACCCUCCCGUCGUCAAUGCCGACUCACUUCCAGACCUCUCCGCCGGGAUUCUAGCCAACCUCACAAAGCGCAUUGAACAGCGAUUACAGGGCCAGGACGGCGCGGAAACUCUGCCACAGAAGGAGGUAAAAGCUCCCACCGAUGAAUUGGGAAAACGAAAAUAUGCGGGACCACAGGCUGAAGUUAAGUCGGAUAACAAAAAGGGGAAGAAGCGAGAUUGGAAUGGAGAGGUAAUAGCUCCUCAGGGAGCUGUAAAAGGAAGAGAACGGCCUAAGGGAAAACGAGAAGGACAUGGAAAUAAAUUGGAAAAUGAAAUAUAUGCGAUUGGAGGGAGUAAAGAGGACUACGACCUUCUAGCGGGAAUUGACUCUGACUCGGAGAUGGAAAUGUCUGCGGUUACGCCCAAGCAGGACGGGAAGCAGGUUAACGAAAACACUCUCCGAAAUGAUAUCGCAAAAAUGCUGAAGGGUGGUAAUCCAUCCCCGGCAUCCAAACCUCCGAGCAAAAAAGUUUCCGUUGCGGAAGCUGUUACACCGGUUCCAGCUUCAAAGCCAUCAAGAGCAGCAAACCCUCCAAAGGAAUCCAAGCCAUCAAAGGAGCCUCCAAAGAAAAUUGACCUAAAGAAACCAACUCAGGCAGAAGAUAGUGAAUCAAAAAAGUUGAACCAGCUCCAUAACUCGCGGUUGUCCAACAUGGUCGUCGAACCUCGACCUGAUUGGUAUGCCAUACCUCUACCCCCAAUUUCUUUAGAAUCGACGAAGAGGAGCGGCAUCGCCCGGCACAUCUUGGACCGUAUUCGAGAAUAUGCUCUCUCUCUCCUUGGCUUGGAAAAUCAAGCCUUUGCAGCUGCACAGCAAUCGUCAUCUUCCCGCAAGUUCUAUUCCACAAUUGUUUCUUCCGGAACCCUGAGCGAUAAGGUGUCCGCCUUGACAUUAGCGGUACAAGAGUCACCUAUACAUAAUGUGAAAGCAUUGGAGAACCUUGUUGGACUCGCUAAAAAGCGAAGUCGAGCCCAAGCUGUUGAGGUUCUUAGAUCGCUUAAAGAUCUCUUUGCCCAAGGCACACUCCUUCCCAGCGAUCGCAGACUCAAAUCAUUGGCCAACCAACCCGCAUUGUUGGCUGCUCUUGAGGGUGUUCCUGGUAACUGGAUGUCGUCAAAUCCUUUACCCAAUGGUUUGGAGCGGAGCCAUCUCAUCGUUUGGGCCUUUGAGGAUUUUUUGAAAGAGCAAUACUUUGAAAUUCUGAAAAUCCUCGAAGUGUGGUGUAAUGAUGAAAUCGAAUUUUCACGAUCCAGAGCAGUAACCUAUGUUUACGAGCUUUUGAAAGAGAAGUCGGAGCAAGAAUCCAAUUUGUUACGUCUUCUGGUCAAUAAACUUGGCGACCCAAACAAAAAGAUAGCUUCGCGGGCUUCGUAUCUUCUACUUCAACUCGAACAAGCCCACCCAUUAAUGAAGCCAACUAUAAUCUCAGCGAUUGAAUCAGACAUACUCUUUAGACCAAGCCAAAGUCAGCACGCGAAAUACUACGCAAUCAUUACUCUUAACCAGACCGUGUUGAGCAGUGGUGAGGAGAAUGUCGCCUCUAAGCUUCUCGAUAUUUACUUCGGUCUUUUCGUUACGCUGUUGAACCCGGCCAAGGAUUCUGCGCGUCAUUCUGAGCAUAAGCAUGGCAAACAUGAUGGUAAAUCUAAGAAGCGACAAGGUGGCACUGCAGUUCCGAAAGGCCAGGCGCAGGAGGAUGAGUUACGCGAGAAGCUUACUGCAGGUGUUUUAACUGGAGUAAAUCGAGCUUACCCAUUUACUAGUUCUGAUGUCGAAAAGCUUUCCAAACAUAUCGAUACGUUAUUCAUCAUUACGCACUCUUCCAAUUUCAACACAAGCAUCCAAGCUUUGAUGCUUAUCCAGCAACUAUCCUCUUCUCACCACGUUUCUUUGGACCGUUUCUAUCGAACCCUAUAUGAGUCUUUGCUUGAUCCUCGAAUAUCCACAUCUUCAAAGCAGUCGUUGUAUCUAAAUCUCCUAUAUAAAUCUCUCAAGUUCGACUUGAAUGUCAAAAGAGUGAAGGCUUUCGUGAAGCGACUCGUUCAAAUUCUCGGACUGCAUCAACCUCCCUUUAUUUGUGGUGUGUUCUAUUUAAUAAGGGAGCUGGAAAAGGCCUUUUCAAGUCUAUCUUCACUGAUGGAUGACCCGGAGAAUGUCGAAGACGAUGAUGAGGAAGUCUUUAGAGAUGUUCCUGAAGAUGAAGAGCAGACUGUUGAGCGGGCGCCAGAUCAGGCAGAGAAGAAAAUGGAAAUUCGAUAUGACCCUCGUAAAAGAGAUCCUGAACACUGCAAUGCUGAUAGAAGUUGUCUCUGGGAACUACUUCCUUGUCUUGCUCAUUUCCAUCCCUCCGUUUCUGUCAACGCUUCCCAUUUACUAGAUCACACCACCAUGUCCGGAAAGCCAGACCUUUCAAUCCACACCCUUACUCAUUUUUUGGACAGAUUUGCCUACCGCAAUCCCAAAGCGGCCCCCGGUAUGCGUGGGAAUUCGAUUAUGCAGCCUCUCGCAGGAGGCGAGAGCAAGGGCUUAUUGGUUACCUCUGGAGGAACUGCCAAGUGCCAAGAACCGGUGAACAAAGAAACAUUCUGGAAAAAGCAAUGCGAUGAAGUUGCCGCUGAAGAUGUAUUUUUCCACGAGUACUUUAACCGCAUGAAUCAGGACAACGCGCGCAAAAUUAAAUCGAAGAAGAAAUCUGGUUUCCGAGGUAGGGGUGGAGAUGGAGAUGAGAGUGAUGCAGAGUCGGAGAUUUGGAAGGCGCUUGUUCACUCCCGACCGGAGCUUGAGGGUGAAGGAGGAAGUGAGGACGAUAUCGAUGUUGAUGAUUUGGCGUCAGCUAUGGGAGAUGGAGAUGAUGGUGAUCUUGAAGACCUCGACAUGGAUGAUGUGGAAAGUGGCGAUGAUGAUGAGGGAGAGCUAGGGGAAGAACCAGAAGACAAAGAAGCCGUUGUGGCCGAAGGAAGCGAAGAGUUUGAAGGUUUCGGAGAUGAGGAUGCGUUUGAGAUGGACGUCUCAGAUGAAGAUGCCUUUCGUGACAGUGAUGAGGAAAUACCUUCUGAUCUGGAUAGCGAAGUUCAAGAACUUAUCGCUGCAGCUACGGACAAGGGAGGCAAGGGAGGCAGGCUUACGAGGAGGCAAAAGAAGAGGAAGCUCAAGCACUUACCGAUAUUUGCGUCUGUGGAUGAUUAUGCUGCCUUAUUGGCGGAUGAUGACCCUGAUGGUGGCUUGUGA
Messenger RNA from Paracoccidioides brasiliensis Pb18, 3345 nucleotides. RefSeq names its product RNA-binding ribosome biosynthesis protein MAK21. The coding region runs from base 1 to 3345 and encodes 1114 amino acids. The record is from RefSeq and is a predicted model, not a curated record. The transcript is spliced from 4 exons. Gene Ontology annotation, cellular component: nucleus.